AUGGUGGCAAGUGAUGAAGGAGUUAAGAAAAUUGAAAAAGAUGAAGAUGUAUUGGAAUGUAUUAAUGCUCAUAACAGGUUCAGGUUGAUGAAAAUCUUUACAAUUUCAAAAGGCAGUGUUGAGGGUGAAAUUUCUGAAAAUGUAGAGGAAAGUUAUGAGUGUAUGGGGAAUGGAGUACAACCUGAAGUUGACAUGCAUGAUGAUGAUUGUAAUUGGGAUGAUGAAAUACUAGAAUGGGCAACUCAGACUGAAAAUGAGCUGAAUGAUGAAUUAGAGCAUGAAUAUGCUACUGUGGAUGCUAAUGUGGUUGUAGAUGUGGAUGCUGAUGUGGUUGAUGUGGAUGCUGAUGUGGUUGAAGAUGUGAAUGUUGGUGUAGAUGAAGAUGUGAAUGUUGAUGUAAAUGAAGAUGUGAAUGGUGAUGUGGAUGAAGAUGUGAAUACUCAUGUGGAUGAAGAUGUAAAUGGUGGCAUGGGUCAAUACUCAGAUAUUGAAUCCAUAUAUUCACCAAGUGAUGAGUUGGAAAGCUUAUGUAAAUCAUCCUCUGAAGAAGAUGGCAGUGACAGUGAAGUGGAUAUGGUUCCAAGAAGGCAUAAAUUUAGGAAUAAUGUCAUAGAACUUGGCAACAAAUUUUUUUCACCUGAAGCAUUUAAAAUGGCCUUAAGGGGUGAUGCUAUUAAAAGAAAGUAUGAUAUUAGGUUUGUGAAGAAUGAAGGGAAUAGAGUUACUGCUACAUGUUCAAAAAAUUGUGGGUGGAGAAUUCAUGCAUCAUUUUACUCAGAGGAUGGCAGCUUCCAAAUAAAGACUUUUAACUCAAAACAUACUUGCAGUUACAACAAGCUUAAUAGUCAAGCAUCAGCCAGUUAUUUGGCAGCCAAAUACAUGGACACAAUUAGGGAUGAACCCACAUGGAAACCAUCUGCAAUAAAGAAGGCAGUUUUAAGAGAUUUGGAUGUUAAUGUUUCCAAAUACAAGGUUUAUAGGGCAAGAAAAAAGGCUAGAUUACACAUUGAUGGUGACCAUGGAUUGCAAUUCUCAAGGGCUAGAGAUUACUGCCAGCUCAUUCAGACCACCAAUCCUGGUAGUAUUGCAGUGACUACUGUUGAUAGACCAACACUUGAUGACCCUGCCAGAUUUAAAGGGCUAUUUAUUUGCUUUAAAGCAAUGAAGAUAGGUUUCUUGGAAGGAUGUAGGCCAUUCAUUGGAUUGGAUGGUUGCUUCUUGAAGGGUCCUUACAAAGGGCAAUUGUUAAGUGCAAUUAGCAAGGAUGGAGACAAUGGAAUAUUUCCUAUAGCCAUAGGUGUGGUUAGGUCUGAAACAAAACAAUCAUGGGAAUGGUUUUUAAACCAACUAGAAAGUGUUUUGGGUCCUCUAAACAGAUUUACAUUUAUGUCUGACAGACAAAAGGGUUUAGUUGAAAUCUUUGAAGACAAGUUGACAGAUUUUGUGCCAGCUAGGUUAUGGUCAAGGUCUAGAUUUAAUGAUAAUUCAAGAUGUGAUUUGCUUGUUAACAACCUUUGUGAGACUUGGAAUGACAGCAUUGGUGAUGCUAGGGAUAAGCCAUUAAUUACUAUGUUGGAGUGGAUUAGAGGGUACUUGAUGUAUCGGUUUCAAUCAAAAAGGGAAUGGAUUCAAACCCAGAAGAGGUUGUUGUGCCUUACAAUUGCUGACAAAUUGACCAAGCUAAUGGAUGAUUCAAGGCAUUCCGCUAUAAAGAAAGCAUGUGAUGAUAUAUAUGAAGUUUGCUAUAAAGGUGUUAGUGAUGCUGUUAAUUUGGCAAACAGAACAUGUAGUUGUAGGGAAUGGGAUGUUAGGGGUAUACCAUGUAUGCAUGCCAUUGCAUGUAUAAUUGACCAAAGGGGUAAUCCUGAAGACUUUGUUGAUAGUUGUUAUCAUAGGGAGACAUACUUGAGGACAUAUACACCUGUUAUUUUCCUUAUGCCUCUUAGGCAAAUGAUACGUGAAGUUGCCACUGAUCCUAUACACCCACCAAUAGUUAAGCCCUCAUCUGGCAGACCUAAAAAGGCAAGAAAAAAGGCUGUUGGUGAAGUGAACAACAAAAGUGGUGCAGUUAGCAGAAAAAAGCAACUACUCAACUGCAGAAAGUGUGGGGCAAAAGGACAUAAUGUCAGAACUUGCAAAGCUACUGAAGUAACACCUCAAGUUGCCAAAAAAAGGUACACCAGGUAG
This is a messenger RNA of Cornus florida, 2187 nucleotides long. RefSeq lists its product as uncharacterized. Gene Ontology annotation, molecular function: nucleic acid binding; zinc ion binding. NCBI's taxonomy places the organism in Eukaryota, Viridiplantae, Streptophyta, Magnoliopsida, Cornales, Cornaceae. The coding region runs from base 1 to 2187 and encodes 728 amino acids. The transcript has 3 exons. The record is from RefSeq and is a predicted model, not a curated record.